UCAAAAAUUGAAUUGUUGAUAUCAAGAAUUCUCCUGAGAAUAAAAGUCAAAACGGCUUGCCAUAAAACAUCAAUGGAACUACAUGAUAUUAUGUAUUAUUUACCUAAGAACAUUGGUUAGAUAUGUUUAAUAUUAACAGGAUGGAGGGGAAUUAAGGAAAACAGGAACUGGAUUGUUCAUAGUGUGAAAACGGGAAAAAACAUAGAAUUUAUUUUAUCAUUAUAGCUCCUUUACUGAACAUCAUUCUUACAUGAGUGAAGACUUUCAUUGUUUGAUGGAUUAAAUGAAAUCAGCAUGCUUUUUAGUGCGUCUGAUGGAGCUGACACAAAUUAAGUUAUGAAGUGAAUAAAUGUUAAUAUUUAGAAAAAAUAUUUUCAUGAAAACCUACCACAUAUGGUUCAUUAUCUGAGACCAGUGAUUGGGAGAUCAGUGUUGGCUUGGGGGUAAUGCAUUAAUUUGAGUAACAUAAUCAGAUGACUUUUUUUCAAGCAGCUAACUAGUAAAGCAGCUAACAGCUAACUAGUAAAGUAACACAUUACUUUUAAAUUUACAACAAAAUAUAUGAGUUACUUUUUCAAAUUUAUUGACUGAAAGGCAGCUCUCCCAGUGUUGAUAGGAAUCGGGAGUAGCCUAAGUGGGUGUUGUGUGCUGUGUAAUGGUUACUGUAAUUUUAAAAUAAAUUUGAGCAGACAUUUACUCAUCUCACUUGCAAAAACAACAAAACAAAAGACAGAUUCAAUAUUACUCAAAUUUGAUGAAGAAUCUUCUUUGAUGAAGAUCACAAUUUUAUGACAAAUUAAUGCAGUCUUUUUUCUUUUUUUUUUGCUAUUUAUGCAAAGGUAAUAUAAAGUUAUAUAGUUUUAUAAAUGUACAUCCCUUUAAAAAAAAGAAAAAUAUAAAAAAACAUUGCUGGAUUUACAUUGCUGAUGACGGUUAAAACGCGUCAUCACAGUCUGUGAAAAGGUCAAUUUAUGUGUUCUGUACGUAGCAUUCAAUAAAAAUUAAAUAACAACAAAGUAUAUAUUUCUGCUGUUUGCCAAAGGCAGUAUAUUGUACAUUUAGUAAGAAAUGUGUUCAGCAUUAUGCGUCAAAAAAAAAAAAAAAAAAAAAAAAAAAAACAUAUUGCGCCAUUUUGUGAUGGCUUAGUUGGCGGUCUUUCUAGGAGUGCUGGAGCGAGCUGCGGUGACAACUGCGAUCCUGAAUAGCUGGCAGGUAUUCUUCUAUAUACCAUGGUGUCCUCAUUCAGUGUUGUGGAAUUUGUGGAUGAAGUUGACCCUGAUGGCUGCAAGAAAAUGGACAUCAUUCCAAUAGAGUGGUUCAAGGGCACAGACAGAAAAGUAUGCUGGUGGCCACCAGCCUCACUGGUCAAUGUAACCAAGGCAGUGAAGGAGCACACUCCACCAGCCAGCAACUGGAUUGUGUGUAAUGUGCGUGCAAUGGGAAAUGCAGCCACUUAUGCUGAAGCCAGGGUUAAACUCCACCAAGCUGAAUAUUCAUCAGACUUGACAGACACAGAAAAUAUCUCAAGAAAAAGAAGGCCAAGUGCAAAACUUCUCCAGAGUCAACUGAGCACCCAACUGGAAUCAAGUGAGCAUUCAGAUUCUUCGGAGGAGCUUCCACCCACUCCACCAAGUCAACACCUUUGGCCAGCAGUGAAGGAAGUGAGCAACUACUUUCAAAAUCCCAUAGCCCGAGGAGUUACCAGCCCCACAGCCCGAGGAGUUACCAGCCCCACUGCUACAAUUACCAGCCCCACAGCCCAAGGAGUUACCAGCCCCACAGCCCGAGGAGUUACCAGCCCCACAGCCCGAGGAGUUACCAGCCCCACAGCCCGAGGAUUUACCAGCCCCAUAGCCGAAGGAGUUACCAGCCCCACAGCCCGAGGAGUUACCAGCCCCACAGCCCGAGGAGUUACCAGCCCCACAGCCCGAGGAGUUACCAGCCCCACAGCCGAAGGAGUUACCAGCCCCACAGCCCGAGGAGUUACCAGCCCCACAGCCCGAGGAGUUACCAGCCCCACAGCCGAAGGAGUUACCAGCCCCACAGCCCGAGGAGUUACCAGCCCCACAGCCCAAGGAGUUGCCAGCCCCACUUGUGAAGCCAUGUUCACUAAACUUCUAACAGUUUUAGAAGAAGUGAAGGAGACACAACGUGUUCAUGGUAAGAUGUUGAAUGCCCUGCUGAAAAAGCAAGACGGAUCGGUACUAGAGGUUCCUGAAGGAGUGGUCUUACCUCUGAAAACCCAGGCUGACCUUGAGGCUCUUGAUCAGAAGCUGGGGGAUCGUAGUGUCAUGUCCGCUGUUGUUACCAUGGUGGCAGAUGUUGGUGGCACAAGUAUAGACGAUGCAACAAGAAGAAUGAUGAAAUACAUCUUGUCAAAUGAGCUGGCAUUGGAGUACAAUUUGUUUGGCCGUCAUGGGAAAAAAAAGUUUAAAGAUUUGUGUCUUUUCAACGUUGUGUAUGAGGCUCUUAAGAACAACCCCCUGACGUCCAAGGUUAACUUGCAAGAAGCGGAGAGGGCACUGUCGAAGUGGUUUACUGGAGCAAGAGACAGAGGAGGACAGAGGGCAGCGAGAAUGCACCAAAAGUUGGCUGUAGCUUAAAGGGAUAGUUCACCCAAAAAUGAAGAUUCUGUCAUAAUUUACUCCACAUCAAGUUAUUCCAAACCUGUAUAAAUUUCUUUGUUCUGCUGUACAGAAAUGAAGAUGUUUAGUAAAUGAUGACAAAAGUAAAUGAUAGCAAAUGAUGACAGAAUUUUCAUUUUUGGUGAACUAUCCCUUUAUGGUUGAGUUAUAACAUUAUUUUAAGUUGCUGCUUCUGUUGUAGUUCUUGUAUUGAAGUACUUUAUUAUAGUUGUAGUUUUCUGCCAUUAAAUAAAACUGAAAUUGAAAGGA
Molecule: messenger RNA, 2894 nt
Organism: Megalobrama amblycephala (Wuchang bream)
Lineage: Eukaryota; Metazoa; Chordata; Actinopteri; Cypriniformes; Xenocyprididae
Product: glutamate--tRNA ligase-like
Exons: 7
Coding region: 1230-2603 (457 amino acids)
Source: RefSeq, a predicted model, not a curated record